AAAAAAAAUAUCCACGGCAGACGCAAUAAACAGUGACCUUAUGCAAUGUUGUGGUAGAAAUAUGAAAUUCGGCUAGUUCACAACAACCGUAUCCAGCACAGAAAUGAACGCACUGGUGCACAGGCGUGUGGGAUUAUCCAUUGCGUCCUUAGUUCAUCGUCGAUUGUUGUCGAAUGCCGCACCUGAUACAAGUUCCGUGCAAUUGAGCAAUACCUGUAUUAGCCGCUUGAAAGAGAUUUGCAAAACCAACUCUUUUCUUCGUGUAACAGUUGAAGGAGGUGGAUGUUCCGGCUUUCAGUACAAAUUUUCUGUCGAAAAACAACUUAGUGACGAUGAUGUUAUCGUGAGUCGCGACGGUGUGCAGGUGGCCAUCGAUAAUGCAUCGAUCGAGUAUCUAAGUGGAGCCACCAUUGACUACCACACGGAACUGAUACGUUCUGGAUUUCGUGUGAUCAACAAUCCAAAGGCAGAUCAAGGCUGUUCCUGCGGUGCUUCGUUUACUGUGAAACUGGACUAAAGGCAAUGGGUGUAAAACUGCAUGAAAAGAAGUACUGUGUUAUAGCAAUGUAAAAUAUAAUAAACUCGCGUUCAA
Anopheles moucheti is the source of this 592-nucleotide messenger RNA. Its product is annotated as iron-sulfur cluster assembly 2 homolog, mitochondrial. Gene Ontology annotation, molecular function: iron ion binding; 4 iron, 4 sulfur cluster binding; 2 iron, 2 sulfur cluster binding. Bases 104 to 517 code for a protein of 137 amino acids. The record is from RefSeq and is a predicted model, not a curated record. Lineage: Eukaryota; Metazoa; Arthropoda; Insecta; Diptera; Culicidae. The transcript is spliced from 2 exons. Gene Ontology annotation, cellular component: mitochondrion. Gene Ontology annotation, biological process: iron-sulfur cluster assembly.